GCAGCCUUUGAAACUCUGUAAUCAAUCUGGAAGUGGAGGGUUAAUAUUUGGACACACAGAGAGAGAGAGAGAGAGAGAGAGAGAGAAGGGAAUGAUGGGGGAGUCGAAACCUGGUAUUAACGUGAGAUGUCAUCACUGCGCAGGUCCUCUUUCAAAGGAGAUGGAAACCAGUCGGUGGACUGUUGCCCCGCUCAUCAGGGAUAGCUUUUCCAUGAUUGGUUCUGCUGUUGGUGGUACAACAAGUGCAUUUUAUGGAUUCAACCACGUAAUGCCAAUAGUCCGGAGGUGGGUAAAAGGCCCUAUGUGGUUGCAUUUUCUCAUUGGUGCACCCCCCGUGAUAGUAUUCUCUUCAGCUUGUGCAGGAUUGGCAGGUGGAAACAAAAACCACUUCUGUACUGAUAUUGGCAAGGUGAUACUAGUGAUACCACAAGGUAGUCUUAGGGGGUGUUGUGAAGAUACUGUCGCGACUUCAUAUUGAUGCUGGGAAAAGUAUUGAUGCUCUACAAGUGCUUGCGUUGGCUAGAUAAGAUGUAUUGCUGAGUUGUAAUCCUCUGCUGCAAUUGACAUUUGACACUACAGGCAUUUUUUCAUUUGUGAUCCGUGGUUUGGUUAUGUUGCAUUUACUUGGAGACAAUUGUUGAGUUUUUGUGAAGACUAGGAUCUCUAAAAAGUGGGAUUGCUGUGAUUUUAAUCGUCCUAGAAGCCAUUAUUACUUUAUCACUGUUUAUGCUGCUUGCACCAAGGGAUCUGUAAUGAAACUGUUAAUGAUAAUAACA
Messenger RNA from Alnus glutinosa, 776 nucleotides. RefSeq lists its product as uncharacterized. The record is from RefSeq and is a predicted model, not a curated record. Lineage: Eukaryota; Viridiplantae; Streptophyta; Magnoliopsida; Fagales; Betulaceae. The transcript is spliced from 6 exons. The coding region runs from base 92 to 478 and encodes 128 amino acids.